Messenger RNA from Trematomus bernacchii (emerald rockcod), 946 nucleotides. Its product is annotated as ras-related protein Rab-8A. Gene Ontology annotation, molecular function: GTP binding; GTPase activity. The transcript is spliced from 8 exons. Gene Ontology annotation, cellular component: trans-Golgi network transport vesicle; synaptic vesicle; endosome. Bases 95 to 715 code for a protein of 206 amino acids. Gene Ontology annotation, biological process: cellular response to insulin stimulus; protein secretion; protein localization to plasma membrane. Lineage: Eukaryota; Metazoa; Chordata; Actinopteri; Perciformes; Nototheniidae. The record is from RefSeq and is a predicted model, not a curated record.
CAGUUGAUUUAUCCAAAAGGACAGCUCACUUAGUUGUGACGUUUAUUUUUCUCACGACGGGCGGGAUAUCCGCAGUAGUAAACUAGCUAAUAACAUGGCGAAGACUUACGAUUACUUGUUUAAACUACUUUUAAUCGGCGAUUCAGGCGUCGGAAAGACCUGUGUGUUAUUCAGAUUUUCAGAAGAUGCCUUCAACUCUACGUUUAUCUCUACUAUAGGUAUUGAUUUCAAGAUCAGAACAAUAGAAUUAGAUGGCAAGAAGAUCAAGCUACAGAUAUGGGAUACAGCAGGACAAGAGCGGUUCAGGACCAUCACGACAGCCUACUACAGAGGAGCCAUGGGCAUCAUGUUAGUGUAUGACAUAACCAAUGAGAAGUCCUUUGAAAACAUCAAGAACUGGAUACGGAAUAUCGAAGAGCAUGCUUCAGCCGAUGUGGAGAGGAUGGUCCUUGGGAACAAAUGUGACUGUAACGACAAGCGACAGGUGUCCAAAGACCGAGGGGAGAAGCUGGCGCUCGAGUACGGUAUCAAGUUCAUGGAGACGAGCGCAAAGGCGAACAUCAACGUGGAGAAUGCCUUCUUAACCCUCGCCAGAGACAUCAAAGCAAAAAUGGACAAGAAGCUGGAGGGAAACAACCCGCAGGGCAGCAGUCAGGGAGUGAAGAUCACAGAACAGCCGAAGAAGAACAGCUUCUUCCGCUGCUCGCUGCUGUGAGGAGACGAGAGUCGGCAUCCACCAUCGCCUUAACGGAGUCCCACUGGACACAACUGGACAGAGCACACUCGCCUCUUACCUUCCUUCACUUCGUCUUCCUCUCUUCUCUCCAUAUUAGGAAAAACAAAAGUGUAUCGCUCCCUUGACAACUGUGAAUCUAACUCCUGUGGCCUCCAUUAGUAAAUCUGUGUCUCUUUUUGUACGGUUGCUAAUUAGAUUCAUACAUCUUGA